AUGGGCGCAAAAGAGCGCACGAGAAUGUCCAAAUUCGCCCGAAUGGGAAACCCCAUCUGGACUCUGGACUUUGGAGGGGGAUAUUUUGAAUACUGGGCUCAGUGGGCUGGACUGUACACCAGUAUACUUCUCCAAAAGCAAACCCCAACCCCCGCUGCGUCCUGCGUAGGCCCUCAGGAGCAUACAGUAUGGAACCUGAAGCCUGGAAAGAGUCAAGACGGGUAUCUGCGUCUUACAGUAGUGUCCGACCACACAUGGCUUGAUCGCCCCCUUCUCCCUUCUCCCUUCUCCCUUCUCCCUUCUCCCCCCUCAAGACAUCCUCCCCGGUCACAAGUCCCAUGCUGGUCCGUUUUGGGCAAAGAUGACCUCGGGUGGCAAUUGCCCUGCGCAUCCGAAUCGUCUCGAUUGUUGAAAAUGUUUGGUCCGGACGUUGGAAACCCACCCAGCUAA
Messenger RNA from Penicillium diatomitis, 450 nucleotides. RefSeq lists its product as uncharacterized. The record is from RefSeq and is a predicted model, not a curated record. The transcript has a single exon. The coding region runs from base 1 to 450 and encodes 149 amino acids. Lineage: Eukaryota; Fungi; Ascomycota; Eurotiomycetes; Eurotiales; Aspergillaceae.